Phytophthora sojae is the source of this 900-nucleotide messenger RNA. RefSeq lists its product as hypothetical. Bases 1 to 900 code for a protein of 299 amino acids. The transcript has 3 exons. The record is from RefSeq and is a predicted model, not a curated record. NCBI's taxonomy places the organism in Eukaryota, Oomycota, Peronosporomycetes, Peronosporales, Peronosporaceae.
AUGGUUCGUGUCAUUCAACCCAGCACACCUUCAUCGCUGACAUCGUUUGUGGGCCCGCCACCUGCGCCGACAGCGCAGAGCUCACCACCAGAGCCAAACACACCGACCACGUAUACAAUACCAGCGCCACCUGAGCGCGAAUAUAACAGCGAAGAAGCGGCCGAGGCAGCCAUUCACGACUGGACGAGGGCCCACGACUUCGACGUAUCCUGCAGUCAAGUCGGCCGUAAUGCCAACGACCAGAUUCGGUACCGGUUGUACGCGUGCGUCCACACUGGAAAACCAAAAAACACUAGGAAGGUCAAGGAUGCUGAUCGCCAGCGACUGAUGGCUACAUCGAAGCGAGACGGGUGCGACAUGCGCAUCAGUAUCAAAACCGUCGAUGCCCUCAACCCGGCUGGGAAGUGGAGGAUCGUCCACACCAGAGACGGCAGCCAAACCCACAAUCAUCCUCCUUCAUAUGAUGUCCGCGUUCAUGUUCCGCACCGUCAGCCUGAUGCUCAACGUCAAAAUGAAGUGCGUGAUUUGGUAGAGCUUCAGGCCAAGGCUGGCGUUCCUACAGCUAAGAUUUAUUCAACCCUGAUUUGGAUGCCUGGUGAAGCGGAGCCUAACUUUAUCUGGGCGCUGUCGACGCUGAAGGCAUUUAUGAUCGAGCAAUCGAUUUACAUGGCUAAGUUCGAUGAUGUAAUUAACGCCUCCAGCGAGAUUGAGUAUGAUAAGCUCUGCGCAGAACUGCAUGCACUGAGCCCAGCCAUGCAGAAGUACCUGACCAGGACGUGGUGGCCAUACCGAGCCAAGUUUGUGAGCGCGUGGACUAACAAGUACAGCCACUUUGGCUGCCACACCACGUCCCCCGUUGAAGGAACUCAUGCAAAGACGAAACAGUGGCUGGACAACUAG